This is a messenger RNA of Suillus subalutaceus, 2445 nucleotides long. RefSeq names its product Chs5p-Arf1p-binding proteins-domain-containing protein. The transcript is spliced from 12 exons. Gene Ontology annotation, cellular component: exomer complex. The record is from RefSeq and is a predicted model, not a curated record. Gene Ontology annotation, biological process: Golgi to plasma membrane transport. NCBI's taxonomy places the organism in Eukaryota, Fungi, Basidiomycota, Agaricomycetes, Boletales, Suillaceae. The coding region runs from base 90 to 2309 and encodes 739 amino acids. Gene Ontology annotation, molecular function: protein binding.
UGGCGCGUCUUCAACAUCGUCCUUGAUAUUGCGAGGUGGCAGGUACGCCAGUUGACAGCAUAACUUACUUUGAAUAGACGUCGAUCGUCAUGGCGGACGCAACGGCGUCCUUUAAAGACGUCCCAGAGCUAUUCGAGGUUGAGCUUGGAGAAGCUUUAACAGCAAGGACCGAAAGCCUUGCAACAUUCCGCGAACUUGGCCCCCCAGACCUCUGUCAUAUUGUGAAGAGCACAGGACGUACUGGACAACGCGAUAUUGGCUCAUAUCAUUUUGUAUCCGGAGUGGAUGCGUCCUCUUCAGCAUCCCUCGCCGCGUACAUUAAUUCUCUCACAUACUCCAUCGAGGACAAUUCUGCUUGGUUUUCGAAGAGUACAGCAUGGAAAGUCAGGAAUGGCUGUUAUUGCUGCUUCAACGCGUUCUCUCGCGUCGAUAUCCGUGUAGAUGUGAAGAUCCCAGGAGGUGUCGUUGCCUAUGUUGUAGAUCUUCGUGGCGAGCGACACGAAGCGACUCCAGAAAUAUGGCAGGAAACAUACCUCUCUGCGCUGCUUCGGGCUAUCCUCUACUCCGACGACCCGACUUACUGGUUGGAAGCUUACCGCAAGCUCGAUCCUAUCACUACAAUUGAAGGCGAACUCCGAUUUUUGCAGGCGGCUGAGGCCUUAUUUAUGAAGGGAUGGCAGGUCGGAUCAGAUCCCGAGAUACAGGUUGCUACUGUGGUUUCUAACCACUUGACUGCGGGUGUAAUGAAGUACUUCGGCGACAGUGGUCGCUGUCAGCCAGCAGCUAACUUAUUUGAGAAACUGGCUGCACGAGAGCCGGAGAUUGCCUCGCUCCUGGCAAGAAGUUACAUUGGAAUGAAUGAGGAAGUAAAGGCAGUUCAGAUCAUCUCUGCCGCCAUGAAGCAUACUCCACACUCUUACACCCUUCUUCACGUGCAGAGUGAUUUCCUUCGGUCUAAGGGCAGGCCGGACUGGGCAUUAAAACUUGCGAGAGAGGCUGUUAACUGUGCACCGAGUGAAUUUGUUACUUGGGAGAAGCUCACUGAGCUAUACAUUGAUACAAAAGACUACGAAUCGGCACUUUUAACGCUGAACUCAUGUCCAAUGUUCACUUUCAAUGGACGUGAUGCUCACCGUGCUCUUGUACCUGCAAAGGUUCACUUGCCUUUCCAGCGCCAGAUUGGCGACAUCCUCCCCGAAAAAACGAAAAGUGAUGACGAUGUGGCCGAUCCUGCCCUCCUUCGCCUUCCUGCGCCUGGUCUUCGUGGAACGUGGGCGAGGGCCUAUUCCUUGCUUACACGUCUUGUUGCUGAUAUAGGCUGGGACGAGUUGCUGAAGACGCGGAGUGUGGUGUUUGUUAUGGAAGAAGAGUACCGGAUGCAGAAGGCCCAGGCAGACAUCCAAAAAGUGGUGACCAGCAACGGUGCACGAGAUGUGAACAAAAACGUCACAGUGAUCCACGAGGAUGGCUCUAUGACCGCGGGGAGUGCAACGCUCGCAGACGAUGACGCGUCAACACGAGGGAUGUCCAGCCCCCUCUCGGAAUCAGAGAGCAAGCCCGAACUUGAGAAUGGGCUGAAUGUUUCCGCCAUCCCGAUCAUCCGUGUGUCCUCAGAAUCUGACACAGAACGCGAAAUUGCAGAGUCCACUCGUAAUGGCAUUGCGGAACAGGACGAGGCAACAGAGUCAGCGAGCGUGCAAGGCAUGACACUCGAGAAGCCGGUGCAGGCUGCCGGGGAGGAGCCUGAGCCAUCGCAGCUGUCAAACUCCAGUCAGGAGACGUUCUCAUUCACAAACAAGCGCCUGUGUGAGCGGUGGCUAGAUAACCUGUUUAUGGUCCUUUACGAGGACUUGCGGGUGUGGACUAUCUUCCGAGCAGAAGUCGCACAUUUCAAAACACAGCACGUUGCAUACCGGAAAACUGGCCUAGAAUGGGAGAUCCUCGGAGACCUAGGCAUACGCUUACACCACAAAGAGGAGGCUAAAGAGGCUUAUCAGCGAUGCCUAGACACUUCGCGUUACUCCCAAAAGCCAUGGGCGAAACUUUUAGAAAUGUAUGCCGAAGAAGGAGACAUCACGCGCACAAUUCAGGCUGCGAUACGAGUAGCAGCAUACCAAUAUGCUGAUUAUACGGAGAUGACCUAUCCAACGCUGAUUGCGCGGUGCUUCUUCAAGUUGGGCCAGAUUCAUGGUCAUGCCAAGAUCUCGUUUACUCUUCUGAGCAUGGGUUUACCCGACCCGAUCCUGAAAAUCAUGGAUAGCUACCUUCAAUAUGGAAAGACGUUUAAGGUGGAGGGAUAUGACUUUUAAUCACUAGUAUUCUUGUUCUUUGUCCAUACCGUUUUGAUACCUCCAUUGUGAUUCAUGUGAAUGCUUCGCUUCGCUUAAGAUUAAUUUUAAUGAUGUGAAGGCGAAAAAUGGCGUUCCACAAUGCACCAGGUUCAUG